AUGAACACCAAAGAACUGUUUGGAGGGGCUCUAACGGCCCUGGUGCCCACAUCGUUUGCCGACGCCAGUCAAUUCCGUCAGGUGCCCGACACCCAGGAGGUUUUUGUCGACGAUGGACCCGCUGAGGAGUCGCUGAUUUUCGAUAUUCUCGAGAAGAUUUCGGAUGCAGACGACACCGCAAUCAAGACCCAUUUUGGCGAGAUUGUGGCCAUUAACGGCGGCGAAUCGCGGAUCGUGACCUCGGAACAGCUCCAGGGGACCGAGUACCCCAUCUGGACCUGUCUGGGAGAACAGGAGACCAAGAAAUGGGGCAAGGAGUCCGAGGAGCUGACCAAGGUGACCAUCUGCGUGGCGCUCAUCAGACUGGAGAAGGUUUCCACCGACAUUGUCAUCAGCUACAAUGUUCUCAAGGGCGAGCGGGCCCAGGAGGGCUAUGAACGGCUGAAGGAGAUUGCCAAGUCCUUCAAGGUUAACGACUGGAAUCUGUUUGGUUAG
This is a messenger RNA of Yarrowia lipolytica CLIB122, 495 nucleotides long. RefSeq lists its product as uncharacterized. Gene Ontology annotation, biological process: protein import into nucleus. Gene Ontology annotation, molecular function: small GTPase binding; guanyl-nucleotide exchange factor activity. Lineage: Eukaryota; Fungi; Ascomycota; Dipodascomycetes; Dipodascales. Gene Ontology annotation, cellular component: nucleus. The record is from RefSeq and is a predicted model, not a curated record.